AUGUUAGGUGAGUUAGGCCGGUUUGCUAACUGGCUGAAGGGGGAUUGCGUUGCUUCUGAAGAGUUUGAUGGGCUAUCUGUUACGGAGAAGGUACGUUUUAAAUUUUAUUUUAUGCUCGCUGCACUUUCAACUUUGUUUGCGCGUAGAUCCAGCUCUGAUGAUGAGGAUAAUGUACCCUUCGCUCAAGUAAAAAGAACAUCAUUUAAGCAACUCUUGCCUACACCAGCUAAAAAUACAGAAAAGACACCAACAGUCAGAAUAAAGGCCAUCAAUUACAGAGGAAUACCAGUUAGCAAAGAGCUGUCUAAUAAGAACAACAUUGUCACGCAUGCCACCAGACCAAGAUACUCUAUGAGGAUGUGUCACAAAUGCAGCAAGUGGUACCACGAGGAGUGCGUGGGUUUGUCAGAGGAUGAUUUUGAGUCGUCGAUAUGUUGA
Messenger RNA from Leptosia nina, 438 nucleotides. The record is from the annotation of a GenBank genome assembly. NCBI's taxonomy places the organism in Eukaryota, Metazoa, Arthropoda, Insecta, Lepidoptera, Pieridae.